Molecule: messenger RNA, 625 nt
Organism: Drosophila subobscura
Lineage: Eukaryota; Metazoa; Arthropoda; Insecta; Diptera; Drosophilidae
Product: oleosin-B6
Exons: 3
Coding region: 46-516 (156 amino acids)
Source: RefSeq, a predicted model, not a curated record
AUAAACCAGUCUCUCAGCUACAUUUGCCCGUCAGUCAAAGUUAGAAUGUCAACUAGAAGUGAACUUGUUUUAAUACUCGGCCUCUGCCUGCUCCUCAACGUGCUGGGCACUCAGGCCCGACCAGAGCCAGAGCAGAGUCCUGCCAAAACGAAACGCGAAACGUACGAUUGGUUUUCCAGCAUCUUGUCAGACUACUUUGAUGACAGCGACAGCGACUCGGAGGAGAUCCUGAUUUGUCGCAACUGUACGGUUAUAGUCGGCCAAAAAGAUCCGAAUCAAACUGCUGCACCAGCGGGUCCUCCUGCAGUAGCCCCAACUGCUGCCCCUGGCGCUCCACCUGCAGCUGCACCUGCCGCUACUCCUCCGGCUGCUCCGGCUGCACCUGCUGCACCUGCUGCCCCUGCUGCUCCACCUGCUUCUCCAGCAGCUCCUGCGCCAGCCACUGGAGAUGCCUCAACAGCAGCUCCUGCGGCAGCCCCUGCAGCAGCGGCCACAACUGCAGCUCCUUCAGGAUAGUUUUUCCAAUCCGUUCAUCAUCAUAGCAUUCAUCUAUCCUUAGGUUUGAACACGGGAUUCGGUAUACGACUUAACUUAUUAUAUGAAUAAAACUUUUGUUCUCGGUGCA